UGUACACGAAAGCUUUUACAUAUUUUGCGAAAAAUCCAAUAGCUCUAACAAGAAAAGUGUUUGUAGUCUAAAAUGUGAGGAGUGUAUUUUUACCUUUCAGUCGACUGGUCACAUCGUUCAACCCAAACUGACUCGGGAAUUUUAGUGAUAUCAUCAGUUGAAAACUAUGACUUUCACGACCAACAAAUGUGAUCUGUAAACUUUAAAAGAAACCGAACCGUUUUACUGAUUUUAAGGAGACGUAUGCGAUAAAUUGUAUUGAAGAAGUCCGCACACAAUUCUAACAAUGCGAAAGAAUACCAUUUGGAACUACUCUCUCAUAUUCUUCUGCUGUGUGCUGAAGAGCAUAAGUACGCUAGAUCAUGGCCCGCACACAGUAUCCGUCGAUUCGAAUCGAUACAACACACAGCAUCAGUAUAAGCAAAAUCCCAAUGUUGCCUCACGUCACGCAUCCCACGAAUCUGGUCAGAGUUUACACAAUUCACAGUCGGAACAUGUCACCCAUAUCGCCGCAUCGCACGCCGGAAGCGGCGGAGAGCACUCCACUCAUCUGGCGCAAAAUCUGCACAGGAGCUCAUAUAACCUUCUGAGCGAGGCCAUGUCCCAGGCGGUCAGCAAUGAAUUUAGUUCUAUGGGAAGUGGUUCAGCGGAUGGAGCGUGUGCUGCGGAUGAUUUUGAUUGCUACAGUGGAAGUGUUCAGGAUCGCUUCGGCAUGGAGGCUAUUGCAAGCUUGCAUCGCCAGCUGGAUGAUGACGACAAUGGAAAUAUCGAUCUGAGCGAGUCCGAUGACUUUUUGCGGGAGGAAUUGAAGUACGACUCGGGCUAUGAAAAGCGGCAGAAAGCGUUUCACUUCAAUGACGAUAUGCAUAUAUCGGUCAAAGAACUUUGGGAGGCUUGGCUGAGAUCGGAGGUGCACAAUUGGACCAUCGAACAGACCACUGAUUGGUUGGCGCAGUCCGUUCAGCUGCCCCAAUACGUUGAUCUUUUCAAAUUACACAAGGUUACCGGAGCUGCUUUGCCGAGAUUGGCUGUGAAUAAUCUUCAGUAUGUGGGCAAUGUACUUGGCAUCAAGGACCCUAUACACAAACAGAAAAUUUCAUUAAAGGCAAUGGAUGUGGUUCUGUUUGGGCCACCGCGAGAAACUGGUACCCGCUGGAAGGACUACAUACUGGUGACAUUGUUGCUAAGUGCUAUUAUUGGAUGUUGGUACGCCUACCAGCAAAAUAAAAAUGCCAAACGUCAUCUUCGUCGAAUGGCCCAGGAUAUGGAGGGAUUGCAAAGGGCUGAGCAAAGUCUACAGGAGAUGCAGAAGGAACUAGAACGAGCCAGAAUGGAACAGGAAAAUGUGGCAACAGAAAAACUAGAUUUGGAGCGGCGUCUUAAAGAAGCCCCCACUCUCAGUUCAUCAAACUCGGAUUUGGAAGUUCAGCAGCUGAAAAAAGAAAUCGAGAUGCUGCGCAACGAAUUGUCUCGUGCCGAAUUCGAACUAGUGGACAACUGCUGGUCACCACCGCCACAACUGCAAUCAUGGCUCCAAUAUACAUAUGAACUAGAAAGUAAGAAUCAUCAGAAGAAGCGCACAUCGGCUGAGAAACAGCUACAGUCAGCCAGAGAGGCUUGUGAGAAAUUGCGUAAGAAACGUUCAAGUUUGGUGGGUGCGUUCGUUUCCACGCAUGGAAAGAGUAUUGAUGAUGUGGAUCGAUCCAUUGUUGAGGCACGAAAUGCACUUGGAGAUGUAACAAACGAGCUGCAAGAACGACUGCAUCGCUGGAAGCAAAUCGAGACGUGCCUUGGCUUAAACAUUGUUAAUAACAAUGGACUGCCCUAUUUGGAGAAUGUUCUGUAUGGCCGAAAUGGGGGCUUACAAAGUUCCAUGGGCAUGAGUUCAACCAAGGGGUCUAGAACACGUAUUACCAACAGCACCGAAGACCUGGAUGAUGAGUCCAUACAAGGUUUUGGAAUUCCAUAACGGAUCAACCCUGCUACACUCUACUGGUCCUCCGAGCCGGCUUAACUUCGACCCUCGCUCUCUAUAUUUAUUCCGAUCAAAAAAGAUUACGUUUUCCACCUAUUCAAUGUGUAAUUGGCUAUCAGCUGACCACAGAUGAUGCGUUAUGGAUGACUGAAGAACCUCUUCUGGCGACCGGCAUGUUUACCUCACCUGAUCCAUAUUCCUUAGGAAAAAUUAGUACAUUUAUUAUGAUUUCACUUGAUUCGAAUAAAUUUAUAGACUUUAUCCUCGA
Molecule: messenger RNA, 2243 nt
Organism: Drosophila teissieri
Lineage: Eukaryota; Metazoa; Arthropoda; Insecta; Diptera; Drosophilidae
Gene: Stim
Product: stromal interaction molecule homolog
Exons: 9
Coding region: 287-1969 (560 amino acids)
Biological process (GO): intracellular calcium ion homeostasis; activation of store-operated calcium channel activity; store-operated calcium entry
Cellular component (GO): endoplasmic reticulum; plasma membrane
Molecular function (GO): protein binding; calcium channel regulator activity; calcium ion binding
Source: RefSeq, a predicted model, not a curated record